Beta vulgaris subsp. vulgaris (sugar beet) is the source of this 1968-nucleotide messenger RNA. RefSeq names its product cytochrome P450 71D9. The transcript has 3 exons. Gene Ontology annotation, molecular function: heme binding; oxidoreductase activity, acting on paired donors, with incorporation or reduction of molecular oxygen; monooxygenase activity. Bases 186 to 1721 code for a protein of 511 amino acids. The record is from RefSeq and is a predicted model, not a curated record. Lineage: Eukaryota; Viridiplantae; Streptophyta; Magnoliopsida; Caryophyllales; Amaranthaceae.
CAGCUACCUUAUCAGUAAUCACUCCAACUCCUUUCAACUACCUUAUUAGUUUCAACUCUAUUUCGGCUUAUGUUUCCAAACAUAGCCUUACAUAGUUGAAAGGAAAAGAAAGGAGAGAAGAAAAGAGAUUAAGCCAUAACUUCAACAGACUUGUCUAAGAAAACUAGAAAAAUAAGCUAGAAAAAAUGGAAAAUUGUUGGCUACUGUCAUUGAUACUGUUAAUUCUUUCCUUCACCUUAUUUUUGAAGCUCUUAAAAAGACAAACACCACCAAUAAAAUUACCACCAGGUCCUCCAAAACUACCGUUGAUAGGCAACCUCCACCAAUUAGCAUCAAAAAACACCCUCCCGCACCACCGUCUCGCGGAGCUAGCGAAGGUGUAUGGCCCUAUCAUGCACCUUCAGCUAGGGGCAGUUCCAACUGUGGUGAUAUCAUCGCCUGAGAUGGCGAAAGAGGUGAUGAAAACUCAUGAUGCAGUUCUUUGCAGUCGCCCUAAGAUGAUGAUGCCUGAAGUUGUGUUUUAUAAUUGUAGCGACAUUGCACUGACGCCCUACGGCGAGUACUGGCGCCAAGUCCGCAAGAUAGCCACACUCGAGCUGUUUACCACGAACCGUGUUCGUGCGUCGCAGCCCAUCAGAGAAGAGGAGGUCCGGGAUGUCAUCAAGUCCUUAGUUCCUGAGGCAAGGGCAGGCUCUGUGGUUAACCUCAGCAACGUUAUAUUCACCCUCAACUUCAACAUCAUUUUGAGAAUAAUGAUGAACAAGAAUGGUAAAGAUGGAAAAGAAUUUAGAGAAUUAGUAGCAGACGUUGCAGAAGUCAUCUCCGGCUUUUCAAUCAGUGAUUUAUAUCCAUCCAUGAACUUCUUAAGUACUAUUAGCGGUAUGAAAGGGAAACUCAAAGGGAUAGUGAAGAGAUUUGAUAAGCUGAUGGAUCCAAUAAUUGAAGAGCAUAUGUCUACAAAGAGACAGGGAAUAGAAGAACAAGAUUUGGUGGACGUUCUUCUAAAAUUUCACAAGGAUGAUGACCUAAAUCAUGGCACUGAAUUUUCACUCACCACUGACAAUAUCAAGGCAAUUGUUUUUGAAUUAUUCGGCGCCGCAAGUGAAACAUCUUCAACAACAAUAGAAUGGGUGUUCUCUGAAUUAUUAAAGAAUCCUAAAGCAAUGGAAAAGGUUCAAACUGAGGUAAGACAAUUAUUUCAAGAUAAAGAAAUGAUGGUGUGUGUUACUAGUAUUGACAAACUCCAGUAUUUAAAAUGUGUAAUCAAAGAAACAUUACGACUGCAUCCUCCUUUCCCUUGCUUGGUCCCAAGAGAAUCCAUGGAUGAAUGUAACAUUGAAGAUUAUGUAAUACCUCCGAAAACUCGAAUUUUCAUCAAUGCAUGGGCUAUUGGAAGAGAUUCUAAAUAUUGGAAAGAUGCUGAGAUGUUUAAACCUGAAAGAUUUGAAGGCUCUUCAAUUGAUUACAAAGGAACAUACUUUGAACUAAUUCCGUUUGGAGCAGGGAGGAGGAUAUGUCCUGGAAUGGGACUAGGUAUAAGCACAAUUGAGCUUGUGCUAGCCAUGUUACUCUACCACUUUGAUUGGAAGUUACCUUAUGGAAAUAAACAUGAAGAUGUCAACAUGGAUGAAAUCUUUGGCAUUGUAGGAAGGAAGAAAAUUGAGUUGCAAGUCAUCCCCUUACUCUAUUCUCAAGUUUCCAUUCAUGGCCUUGUGUCAUAGCUUGUUUAUUAUUGAAUACUACAUAGAAGGAUUAUUAUGCUGAUUUGCAUUAUUACUACUUUCUCAUUGUACACAUAAACACCUUAGCUUGUUGGACAUUGGUAGAUGGUAGACUCGUGUCUACCAUUCAAAAAACAUAGAAUGCGUGAAACUAAUGUACAUCACCUGCUCUUCAAUGAACAUGUGAAACUAAUGUACAUCAACUGUUCUCCAAUGAACAUCGAUCUCGACGAUUCUCCUCUGUUAA